Molecule: messenger RNA, 1825 nt
Organism: Schistocerca piceifrons (Central American locust)
Lineage: Eukaryota; Metazoa; Arthropoda; Insecta; Orthoptera; Acrididae
Product: fatty acyl-CoA reductase 1-like
Exons: 9
Coding region: 52-1692 (546 amino acids)
Biological process (GO): long-chain fatty-acyl-CoA metabolic process
Cellular component (GO): peroxisome
Molecular function (GO): alcohol-forming very long-chain fatty acyl-CoA reductase (NADP+) activity
Source: RefSeq, a predicted model, not a curated record
CGUACGCCUCACGUCGCUGCAUUGCCCUCGCCGAACGAAGAAAUAUCUCCAAUGGUUGCCGUGGCAAGACAGGAUGUGCGUUCGGAACCCCGAGUGCCAAAGUGGUAUGCCGGCCGGUCGGUGCUGGUGACAGGGGCCACCGGCUUCCUGGGGAUGGUCACCGUGGAGAAGCUGCUGCGAUCCUGCCCUGACAUUGGCACUAUCUACAUGCUGGUGAGGCCAAAGAGUGGACGGGACCCCCAAGAGAGGUUGGAAGAAUAUGUGUCCAGUGUGCUGUUCUCGAAGCUUCGAGGAGAGCGGCCCGACUUCGCACGCCAUCUGUCUGUGAUCUCCGGCGAUGUCAGCUCGCCGGACUUCUGGCUGGCAGAGCAGGACUUGGCUGCCCUGCAGCGUGACGUCAGCGUCGUCUUCCACUGCGCCGCCAGCGUCCGCUUCAUCGACAGCCUGCGCAAGGCCGUCAACACCAACGUGGUGGGCACGAAGCGCAUGCUGCAGCUGGCCGAGCAGCUGCCCAACCUGCAGGUAUUCCUGUACAUCUCGACCUCCUUCUGCCACUCAGACCAUCAAGUCGUUGAAGAAAAAUUGUACCCAGCAAAAGCAGACCCAGAAAAGAUUAUGAAUAUUGUUUCGUCAAUGGACGACGACCUUUUAGAGCUUAUAACACCAAAGUUGUUGGGGAACCUACCAAACACGUACGCCUUUACGAAGAACCUGACAGAGGAGCUGGUGGCGAGGUACUCCGACCGGCUGCCGAUCGUCAUUGCCAGGCCGUCCAUUGUGGUAUCGACCUGGAAGGAGCCGCUAGAAGGCUGGGCAGCGAAUAUGAAUGGACCAAUCGGCUUCCUCGUAGCUGUUGGGAAAGGUGUGGUGCGGGUUUUCAUGGCAGACCUCAACAUCGCAUCAGACCUCAUACCUGUCGACUGCACGGUUAACGCCAUCAUCAUAGUGGCGUGGCAUGUUGCAGUAACGAGGCAGCCGAAUCCGUAUGUUUGCAACAUAACUAACGGUCGUCAGAACUACGUCACCUGGGGAGGCGUCAUGAAGAAUCUGCAGAGGAUAAAUGCGACGGAGGUUCCUCUACGACCAAUUUUGUGGUAUUGUCAGCCAAUUGUGACGACUUCAGUCGUGUGGUACACAAUCUGCCACUUCUUCCUCGAAGUCUUGCCUGCACAUAUUCUCGACUUCUUCAUCCGUCUUUGUGGAAGGAAACCAUUCCUGGUGCACAUAAAGAAUCGUUUACAUUCGGCCAAGAACAUGUUGCGAUAUUACGUGGUACACGAAUGGACAUUUAUCAACAAAAAUAUUACGUCUCUGCAUGCAUCUAUGGCUCCUGAGGAUCAAGAAGUCUUUUAUUUUAAUGUUGAUGAAGUUGAUCAGUAUGACUUUUGUAAAAAGGGGCUAAUUGGAGCGAAGCUGUACCUUCUUAAUGAGAGCGUCGAUAACGUAGCCAGUGAUUUGAGAUACAUUAGGAGGAUGUACUUGUUGCACGUAAUAGUGCGUACACUUUUCUAUGGCCUGCUACUCUGGCUACUCUACUCGUGGUCAGAACCAGCACUGGAGAUGGUUGAAACUGCAAUGGAAUAUUUGUCUUCUCUGUUACAUGGAGCUCCAGUUAUUAGAGCACUCACAGACCAAGUUCCUGUCUCUUCUACUGUGUUGCCAGGCGAUGAGGCUAACGUGACAAACAACUGACACCCCUGUUGUCAGUUUCGUUCAAAUAACCAGCUUAGAUUUUACACUAGUAACUAGCUCCAAUAAGAUUUCCUCAUUACCAAAUCAUUUAUGAAGGAGGAAUUUUGAUAACAAAAACAAGGCUGUAAAAAGA